AUUGCAGAACCAGACAGAGCGAGGUACCUGUCACCAGCUGUAGAAUCGGACUCACAGACUGUGAUGCUGUGUCCCUUCCUGCCUGCAGGAUGGGGGCCACGAGGUUGGCACUGGCCUUGCUGUCCCUGGCCUACCUGCUGUGCACAGCCGCCACCCUGAGAAUCUGUGCUUUCAACAUCAAGAACUUUGGAGAAAGCAAGCUGUCCGACAAGACGACCACGGGCAUCAUCAUGAAAGUGAGUGCUCCAGGCUGCCUGGGGUUGCGGCUUGGCAGGGGUAAGGUGGCCAGGGGGGCCAAAAGGGGCAGGAACAUUAAAGCGCCGCAAGGUCCUUUGCCGCGGCAGCGCUUUAACGUUGCUGCCUCUUCCCCGUCGGCGGCCCGGCCGGUCUGGACCCUACAAGCCGGGCCCCCGAUGGGGGAGGCAAAAGGGGCAGGCACGUUAAACCGCUGCCGCGGCAGCGCUUUGAUGUGGGCUGGGUCAUCCCCCAACUCGAAGGUGCAGGAGUUUGUGCUGGUGCCCCUCCAUACGCCCCCCAGCGAGGCUGUGGCAGAGAUUGACGUCCUUUACGAUGUCUACUUAGAUGUCAUCGACAAGUGGGGGACUGACGUAAGCAGAAAAUAUCUCAUAUUCCUGGGAGACUUCAACGCCGACUCCUCCAACGUCAAGGAAGGGGACUGGGGGUCCAUCCGCCUGCGCACCAGCGAGGUGUUCGAGUGGCUCAUCCUUGACAGUGCAGACACCACCGUUGGGAAGUCAGACUGCGCCUACAAGCGUCUUGUGUUGUCAUGUUCCGGGAUUGUGGUGUGCGGCCCCAAGCUGAAGAAAAGCAUCAAGCCCAAGUCUGCUGAUGUCUAUGAUUUCCAACACGCCUUCAAACUGGAGGAAGCCGAGGCCCUGGCUGUCAGCGACCAUUUCCCCGUGGAGGUGACACUGAAGGCUCACUGAAGCUCCAGGCUGCCUUCACCAGCACCUGCUCAGAAUCCUCUCCCUCUGCCCAGCCCCACCAACUGUAAAUAUCAUCCCGAAAGGACCCUCAGCACCAGCACUGGCCAUCCCUGCAGGACAACAGCAUUGGCUGAACCAGCCCUCCUCGUACAGCCAGGGUUUAAGUCAAUGCCACGUUAGCGAAAGAUGCUGGUGUGGCAGCCCUGAUUCCUGAGGUCCUUAGCCACAGGACAGCCAGUACAAGCAGCUGGCAGGCCCGUCUGCCACCCAUCACAGCCUGGCUCUGCAGCAGCCCAAUUGUAAGCAGGGUUCAAUCUACCAGGCCCAUUCAGCCCUUGGCAGCACCCUCCAUCUAUCAGAGCACAAUGACCUUCAGCUACUAUGAACCUGAGCUGGAUUCCAAAUGCAGUCUGAUUUCCAAGCAAUACUUGCCUGGAAGGAUGCACUUGGUCCCAGGGUUUCCUUAUCCAAAAUUACUGUAUGUGUAAACACUGUAACUUGUGGCCUCAGGUGAAGGGAAACGACCCCUUUGCCUGUAGCCACCUGGCUGUUACAGUCACACUC
This is a messenger RNA of Dermochelys coriacea (leatherback sea turtle), 1511 nucleotides long. RefSeq names its product deoxyribonuclease-1-like 2. Gene Ontology annotation, molecular function: DNA nuclease activity. The record is from RefSeq and is a predicted model, not a curated record. The coding region runs from base 90 to 947 and encodes 285 amino acids. Gene Ontology annotation, biological process: DNA catabolic process. The transcript has 8 exons. Lineage: Eukaryota; Metazoa; Chordata; Testudines; Dermochelyidae. Gene Ontology annotation, cellular component: nucleus.